This is a messenger RNA of Setaria italica (foxtail millet), 564 nucleotides long. Its product is annotated as skin secretory protein xP2-like. The coding region runs from base 1 to 564 and encodes 187 amino acids. The transcript has a single exon. The record is from RefSeq and is a predicted model, not a curated record. Lineage: Eukaryota; Viridiplantae; Streptophyta; Magnoliopsida; Poales; Poaceae.
AUGUUCCCGCAGCCGCGGCGGGGCCGGCGGCGGCGGCGACAGAGGAGGGAGCGUCGGCCUCCGCAGCCGCGGGCGGAGGUCCCAGCGGAGGUGGUACCGGCAGCGGGGGCGGAGGAGCCCGCUCGAGGGACCCCGGCAGGGGCGGAGGAGCCUCCCUCGGCGGUUGCGACAGAGGGCGAGGUAGCCGCGGGGAUACCUGUUCCGCCGCUUGCGUCGGAGGCGGCGCCGCCAUCGGGCGACCUCGCGGCGGCCCUAGCGGCAACGGGUGUGCAGGCACCGGGGCCGUCGGUGGACCCGGCAGCUUCCGGGGCGGUGGAGCCUGCCUCGAUGGCGGCGCCAGGAUCGGCUCCCGCCUUGGCCUCGGCUGCCACCGUUCCCAGGGCGUGGAGAGGGUCUGUCCUUCGUUGGGCGUCCCGUGAGGACCCACCGAGGCACCUCUUCACCCUGGAUGAUGCCACGGAGUGGCACAAGUGGCAGGCGGUGCAGGGUGGCCUCGCCCACGCCCGCGCGGCUCUGUCCUCGGCAAUGGGGGCUUUGGACAACGUCGUCCUCCCUGGUAGCUAG